Branchiostoma floridae (Florida lancelet) is the source of this 2261-nucleotide messenger RNA. Its product is annotated as elongin-B-like. Lineage: Eukaryota; Metazoa; Chordata; Leptocardii; Amphioxiformes; Branchiostomatidae. The coding region runs from base 120 to 476 and encodes 118 amino acids. Gene Ontology annotation, molecular function: protein binding. The transcript has 3 exons. The record is from RefSeq and is a predicted model, not a curated record. Gene Ontology annotation, cellular component: VCB complex; elongin complex. Gene Ontology annotation, biological process: transcription elongation by RNA polymerase II.
GAGACGCAAUGAGGGGUCAAAGGUGAACAUCCCGUCAAAUCUCGCGGUCAAACCUCGCGAGAUCUCGUCGGCUCCAGCGAGAGUUCGGCAUUCGGUGUCCAUUUCCCUCGGCUGUAGGCAUGGAUGUGUUUCUGUGGAUCCGGCGUCACAAGUCAUCCAUAUUCACGGAUGCCAAGGAGUCCACCACAGUGUUUGAACUUAAGAAGAUAAUCGAGGGCAUCAUGAAGAAGCCCCCAGAGGACCAGCGGCUGUACAAGGAUGAUGUAAUCCUGGAGGACAACAAGACGCUGGGGGACUGCGGCUUCACUAGUCAGUCAGCAAAGGCUCAGUCACCUGCUACAGUGGGACUGGCCUUCCGGCAAGAUGAUGGAGAGUUUGAGAAUUUGUUUGUAGCACCCCUGUCAACUCCUCCAGAGCUGCCCGACGUCAUGAAGCCUCAAGAGCAACCAGGCACACAAGACCAGAACGUGCAGUGACUGUAGUAACCCUUGUAGAGAGGUGCUCCGCCCAUGUGGUGCCGCCAAAAAAAUCUGGGCUGGCUGAAGGGGAGAGGCUUUGCCACAAGCAUAGAUUAUCAGUUUGUCAUAUCCAAAAGUAUCAUAGAAGCCCUCUGUAAGGUAUAAGCUUUCAACUGGGCUCUGUACCCAAACAUAUGGGAGGGCUACCUUUCUGUUUCCAAAUGUUUAAGUUAGAGAGUUUGUUCUAAAGAUGUUUAGUAGUACUGUAACAAUCUUCAUUGAGUCCAGACUUGUUCCAAACGAUCAACAUUUGUAGCUACAGCUAUGCUACUUAAUGUCAUAAGCUUAAGAUUUUAAGAAAAAGGGAUAAUACUAUGUAGCUGACAACAAGCUACCCACAUCUCGUGCCUAUUACAACCUAGACAGGACUCUAUGUUAUGCACACUCUUUGCCACCAACAACCUUUUAAGUCGACAAUGUAUGCUACAGGUUUAGUUGACCAAAGAGAGUACACAAGCUGAUUUUAGAAUGGGGGUAGUAGUAUAUUCUUUAGUGUUAUACAGCAUGCCAGUCUGGUAUAGCUGAAACGUGGUGGUUCUGUACAUAGUCAUGCUCGCGCUUGGACGCAAACUCUUGUAGUGCUUGAAGCAUACGAGCAUGUAGAUUUAGAUCUUCAGCCAUUUUGCACAUUGGUAAAAAAUUGGAAGUUAACCUUCUAGUUGUCUGUGCCCUUACCUCAUGCAGUAAAAUACCUGGUGAAUGAAGUACUAUGGAGAAGUGUAGCCUUGGUAUCCAAGCCUAUUUUAAUUGCAGAGUCUCCUUUUGUUUUCUCUCGCAAAUACCGGAGGAGACUCGGGAGCUAUAAUAGGUUUGGAUACCAGGCUAGUAGAAGUGUGCUACAACCUUAAACUGGCUGCAGAAUGAUGUGGUGGUUUAGCAUGCGUACACAACUGCAACAUGGCCACUGUUUUUUUUUGAGACCUUGGAACAAUUGGCAGUUAUGCAAUUCAGAACUGGUUUUGUAGAGGGAUACUGACGAUGUUGCAAGAAUGGCAGCGUCGUCAGAAGUUCACGUGAAUUCGGUAUCGUUUAGACAAGCAACAAAGUCAUGGACUCAAAGGAAAUGUAAUAGACACCACAGAAAGUUCUGCAAAACUCAUUGAACCAUCAUUUGGUCAAUGAUAAUGUUCAGAGUAUUGACCAUCUGAUGUUGUGUAGCAAUGCUCUUCACUGUUCUAUGGGACGUACUCAUUUGUGGAGGAUAUAGGGAUUGGGGAAAGUGUUGUUUUUUCUUUUUUUAUCUGGUAUGCUCUUGUACAAGGGAAUAUUUCCAAUGGAUUUACUGGUUAAAAUAGGUAGUGGUGUAAGAAAUAUCUUUUUUUUGUGCAGGAAAAUGAUGUUAUUAUUUGAUGUGUCCGUGCUAUAAGGUAACUGCAUUAAGCUAUUUAGUGUAACAAUACGGUAGAGGCCAUCUUGUUUUAUUGUCAUCAUAUCUAUAUAUAUCAGGUAGCUUUUGGUUUUUUCUUUGAGUGUACUGGGAAAUUCGGGCAUUCACAAUUGUAGCUUCACAAUGUAAAAAGACCAUUUCUACACAUAACCUGAUUUUUUGUGAGAUGACUAUAUUAAUGGAUGUCUGUUAUUUGGUGAUUUUGUUUUGCUGUAAAAGCAUGUUGUGCAUGUAGGUUUACUGAAGAUUCCACUGGAGAUUUCCAUACCAGGUCAUCUUAUCCACUGUAUGGCUUAUAAUGUAAUCAUCUUCUUGUAACUGAAGCACAUUAAAUUUUGCCUUCCUGUGGAAUAAAA